GAGACUUGCUGGCGGCCAUCUUGCGCCUGUCCCCAGACUCGGUCUCAGGUGGAGGUCACAGGGAUUCUGUGGUGGCUGCUGUAUGGGCAUCUGCUAACCAUGUUGUCCCGGGUGGCACUCUCCGCCGUCACCGCUGCGGCUCCGGGUCUGAAGAACGCAGCCUUUCUGGGACCGGGGGUAUUGCAGACAAAAAGGAUUUUCCACACUUCACAGCCAAGUUUUGCCCCUGUGCCACCUCUUCCCGAAUAUGGAGGAAAAGUACGUUUAGGGCUGAUUCCAGAGGAAUUCUUCCAGUUUCUUUAUCCUAAAACUGGUGUAACAGGACCCUACAUGCUUGGCACUGGGCUUAUCUUGUAUUUUCUAUCCAAAGAAAUAUAUGUGAUUACUCCAGAGACCUUCUCUGGCUUAUCAUUAUUAGGAAUAAUGGUCUAUGUUAUUAAAAAAUAUGGAGCCUCUUUCGCAGAUUUUAUUGAUAAAAUCAAUGAGCAAAAAAUUGCCCAACUAGAAGAGGUGAAACAGGGUUCCAUCAAACAAAUCCAGGAUGCAAUUGAUGCAGAGAAGGCACAGCAGGCCCUGGUUCAGAAACGCCACUACCUUUUUGAUGUCCAGAGGAAUAACAUUGCUAUGGCCUUGGAGGUUUCUUACCGGGAUCGGCUGCAUCGAGUAUACAAGGAGGUAAAGAAUCGCCUGGACUACCAUAUCUCAGUGCAGAAUAUGAUGCAUCGAAAAGAGCAAGAACACAUGAUAAACUGGGUGGAGGCGCGUGUGAUACAGAGCAUCUCUGCACAGCAGGAAAAGGAGACAAUUGCCAAGUGUAUCACAGAUCUGAAGAUGCUUGCAAAGAAGGCUCAGGCGCAGCCAGUUAUGUAAAUGAAUGUUCUACAGAGAUCACCAAAAACAGUUGACUGGGUGGAAAUUACUCUGUGUGCAAAAUCUUUCAUUAUUGCUAUCUACUGAAAUCAGUUUACCUGUCUUAAAAAGAAAAGUUCAGAUUUCAUUUAGUGAACUGAAUCUGUUGGCCAGUCAAGUUUCUCAUUCUUACUCUGCCUUUAGAGUUAUUUGAUUGAUCACUUUUGAACAAGCUUUCAUUAAAAUUUGUUGUGUAAUUUAGGAUUAUUACCAAGUUACAGUUUCAUUUGGUAACUAAUUUUACCAUCUUCCAAUAAAGUGACAAUU
This is a messenger RNA of Perognathus longimembris pacificus (Pacific pocket mouse), 1176 nucleotides long. RefSeq names its product ATP synthase peripheral stalk-membrane subunit b (gene Atp5pb). The record is from RefSeq and is a predicted model, not a curated record. Lineage: Eukaryota; Metazoa; Chordata; Mammalia; Rodentia; Heteromyidae. Gene Ontology annotation, biological process: proton motive force-driven ATP synthesis. Bases 100 to 870 code for a protein of 256 amino acids. The transcript has 7 exons. Gene Ontology annotation, molecular function: proton transmembrane transporter activity.